AUGCAGGGUAUUUACCGGUUAGAGUGCGGGAGGCGUGCCGUUAACGGAGAGCGAGAGCCCGCCCCGGGGCUGGACCGUAGCGCAGCCUUGCCUGGGGACGGGGCUGAGGGCAGCCAGGGGUCUUGGAUAGCCUUCGCCUCCCUCUUCUUCAUCCUGGUGUCCAUCACCACCUUCUGCCUGGAGACGCACGAGGCCUUCAACCCCAUCUACAACCGCUCCGAGAUCGACCCGGUGGACAACAGCACGCGCUACUACCAGGAGACCGAGACCGUGGCCUACCUCACCUACAUCGAGGGCGUGUGCGUGCUCUGGUUCACCUUCGAGUUCUUCGUCCGCGCCGUCUUCUGUCCGGACAAGCUCAAGUUCUUCCGCAACACGCUCAACAUCAUCGACUUCGUGGCCAUCCUGCCAUUCUACCUGGAGGUGGGCCUGAGCGGACUGUCGUCGAAGGCGGCCAAAGACGUGCUGGGGUUCCUGCGCGUGGUGCGUUUCGUGCGCAUCCUGCGUAUCUUCAAGCUGACGCGUCACUUCGUGGGGCUGCGCGUGCUCGGCCACACCCUCCGCGCCAGCACCAACGAGUUCCUCCUGCUCAUCAUCUUCCUGGCGCUGGGCGUGCUCAUCUUCGCCACCAUGAUCUACUACGCCGAGCGCAUCGGCGCCAAGCCCAACGACCCGCGCGCCAACGAGCACACGCACUUCCGCAACAUCCCCAUCGGCUUCUGGUGGGCGGUGGUCACCAUGACGACGCUGGGCUACGGCGACAUGUACCCGCAGACGUGGUCGGGCAUGCUGGUGGGCGCGCUGUGCGCCCUGGCGGGCGUGUUGACCAUCGCCAUGCCCGUGCCCGUCAUCGUCAACAACUUCGGCAUGUACUACUCGCUGGCCAUGGCCAAGCAGAAGCUGCCCAAGAAGAAGAACAAGCACAUCAAGCGGGCGCCGCAGCCCGGCUCGCCCGACUACUGCAAGUCGGCGCUCGACUCGCCGCGCCACAGCACGCAGAGCGACACCUGCCCGCUGGCGGCCGCCAAUCAGGACGAGCACGUGUCCGCCACUGCCACCGCGCCCACCGCUGCCACCGCCGCCACCACCGCCGCCACUGCCGCCGCUACCGCUGCCCACAACACCAACCGUGCAGAUCCGACUAAAUUGAACGGGGAGGCGGCCAAGGCAGCGCUGGCCAAUGAAGACUGCCCGCACAUAGACCAGGCCAUCUCACCUGAGGACGGCCAGGUGUUCAGCCCCUGCGACCGGGGCGGGGAACCCUGUUUCCUGCUCAACAUCGGCUCGCGGUCCGCCCACAUGGCCAACCGGGUCAGGAAGGGCGCCCUGGCGGUGAGGUCGGUGUCGGAGCCCGUGCCCACCUCCGUGGCACCGCAGGGCUACCCUCUGCUGCAGCUGGGCUGGGCCAACAGCCAAGAGGAUGGCCAUGCCACACUAACAACCUGA
Molecule: messenger RNA, 1446 nt
Organism: Sardina pilchardus (European sardine)
Lineage: Eukaryota; Metazoa; Chordata; Actinopteri; Clupeiformes; Clupeidae
Product: potassium voltage-gated channel subfamily C member 1-like
Exons: 5
Coding region: 1-1446 (481 amino acids)
Biological process (GO): potassium ion transmembrane transport
Cellular component (GO): dendrite membrane; postsynaptic membrane; presynaptic membrane
Molecular function (GO): delayed rectifier potassium channel activity
Source: RefSeq, a predicted model, not a curated record